CGAUCGCGAGUGAGACAACAAAGGAACGGUGUAUUGCUACCCUGCUCGCGUUUGUCGCAUAAACAUGAAAACACGACCUUAUUUACCGGUACACACAGCUAAAAUACAGAGGAAAAUACAAAAAUCUACGUCAGAGGAUUAAAAAUUACGUAAAACUGUUUUUAAUUAAGGUAGCUAGUGUGUUAAUCCAUUGAAAAUGUAGUGAGAUAGUGUGAAAUUGGUAUUAUUAUUGGAAGUGCUGUUAAUUCGUAAAUACACUGCGUUGCGACGAUGAGACACGAAGAUGACUGAACGGAGCGAGCGUAGCAAGAUGAGCAAGGCUCUGAGCGCGUUCAGCGGCGGGGAGGCGUGUGGAGCACGAUGGACCCUUGGAGCACUCCUCCUGGCACCUCUAGCCGCUGCCAACUCCAGCUACUGCGCCGUACCUGCGGUCAUGCUCCUUGCAAUCUUCAUCACUAUUGCCACCUUCACGUGCAAAGACCUCAAAAAGCUGGCCGAAAUACUUCCACCACCUAAAACAUCUAGAGGCCGUCGCGAGCGCAAUUUACGCUCUUUCGCAGAUUUCAUGGCAAUGUGGAUGACUUUCCUCUCUCAUUUGGUGGCUGUUGCAAUCUGUGCUCGUAUACUGAGCGCCACAGCUGAUCAUGUGACUGGUGGUCGGACUAGAAGAUGGUUGUUUGGUUACGAAACUCGAGCACUUGGGGAACCCUGGCCUGAUGUGCUCGGAGUCACCGUAGUCAUGGUCGUUUGUGCCAUGUUCAUGUGCGGUUUAGAGGAAAGCAUGAUGUUUACCUUCAUGCUGUUGAUCCUUCUGUACAUCUUCAGUCAGUUCUUUGCCAUUUUCGGUCUCAUCAACUUUGACAUAGCCAACAUCAAUAUGCCGAUACCGAUCACCGUAUAUGAAUUAUUCGCAGCUGGUGCACCAAUAUCCUAUGCCUUCAAUGUAAUCCUCCCGAAAGAAAAUGGUGCCUUAAAGAAAAAUCUUUUCCUCAUGAUCGGACUGCCCACCAUAGUCCUCUCAGGAUUAUGUUUCCUCUACACUAAUAUGCUAAAAGGGAACAGCAUCGACGCGGCUCUGCCGGUGACCACGCUGCUGGAGGCGAGGGCCGCGGGCUGGGUCUGUCCAGUGCUAGCUGCUGUGACGGUAGCCGGCAUCUGCCUCGCCUUGACCGAGCUCUGUCCAUUACUCUUCACUGUCCUAGUAGCUCUAGCCUCACCCGAAUGGAAGGUGCUUACUAGGUCAAUGACUUACGAGAGCACGACUACCGGCAGUCCAGUUCUAGCUGUAUUUACUGCCGGAAGUUUGGCAGCGAUACUUGCGUUUGCGUGCCCCUUGUCACAUAUGAUCACUCUUAUGAAUGCGAGCCACUUGCUUGGGAUAUCGAUACAGGCCUUACAUUUUAUUAUUAUGAGGUGCGUUCCAACAGCUGAACAGAAAGAAGCUGGAGAUAUUGAAUACAAACGUUUAGGAAGAGAAGCUGCGAGAGGAUCGAAAGCAUCUGGAAGUAAAGCCAAGCGAUCGGGGCUUUGGUUCAUUCCAUCUGCUAUUCGCCACACCAAAACUCUGGAGAGUAUCAAGUCUAAAGUAACAACAAAAGAAACUGAGGAACGAGAGUGCCUUCUUCUAGAUGAAUAUGCAGGUUGUCCUACAGAAGAGAAUGAUCCGACCAGUAGCAGCAGUGGAGUGCCUAUGGCUACUGCAGAGGUGGAUGUGGUAUCUGAUGCUGAAGCCAGUGAGCAGGAGAUGUCUUCGGGAGAUGACUCCACAGACAUUGAUGCAGUCGUGAAGGAGUAUAGAGAUAGGAUACAAGUGGUAACUUCAGUCCCUGAGUCCAGCACUCCAUCUCCGCCGUGUGUGCGCGGCUCACGCUGGUCGGCAGCUGGUGCUGGGGUGCAACUGGUAGCUGAUGCUAUCAUCGCAGUCGCCUUCUGCAACGAAACCAUCAGACUGCCUAUGUUCGCUAUUGGAAUACCACUGUGGCUCACGGGUACCUUCAUAUGCGCGUGGCAGCCCGCUCAUAACCUGGGUAUGAGGAAAGCGCAAAGCAUUCAAGGUCCUAUAACUAUGCUGACCGCUUUACUGUUCCUAACUCCUUUACUCGUCGACUCCUGGCCAGCUAUUACGCUGUUUGCAGGCGCUGGUGUAGUGAUAUACGCUCGUUGUGAACGUUGGUGCGGAGACCUCGCUGUGCAGCAAGCGCGCAGUGCUAUGGAGAGACGCAAGUUGAGACCUGUGUCGGCGACGGUCCCUCUUACUGGAGCCCGUCUGACCCAUAUAGACACUGUGUAUAUAGCCAGAUGACAGGAAGAUGACUCGGAUACGAGUCUGGAUAAUCUAUUAGACGCGGAGGAUGAGGACGCUGACGGUGAAUGACAACAGGCCGAGGCUAUUAUCAUCAUCGCCCCAUAGUCAUCAGCAUUGUGAUUAUUUGUGAUUUCAAUUCAUAAGGACACAGAUUGAAUCAUCUGAUUGAUUCUAUCCAUUUUUUGUGCAAUCUUAGAGAAUUUGUCAUUUUGCCGUACCUAUCUACCUAAUUCAAGGGAUAGGAAAGUGUUGUUGUGCUACUAAAUAGCUAGCUAGGUGUUAGAAAACUAAAUUACUAUUAACCCUUCGUGUGCCGAUCGCGGAUCCACGCGAGACACAAUGUGUUUUCUAUUGUUGUCUUAUACACAAGAGGUUAAUGAACUGUUUGCGAGGAUGUGCUAAAUUAAUUGUUAGUAAUUGGUACCUAUUUGAAUGUAGGUAGUCAGAAUUGGUUUUGACCAGACUGGCGCGAAACAGCGGAGGGCUGUCAGGAACCCGCAGUUUUCAUACAACUUCAUCUGGCCUCCUAGUUAGGCCCAUUAGAUGCCAUCUUGACUAUGUACUUAAGUAUAAUUAUAUAGAAUGGUGUUGGGUAUUCACCGCAUCAAAAUGAGAGAUUAGGAUUUAAAAAAAUAUUCAAGUCUGCAUUGUGUGGUUCCGAAACGGAGAUCGCAAAGCUCCAAAUAAUUGGAUUAGAUUAUCUAAACAUUAAGGGAUACCUUGAAUAAUCCAGUUCAUGAAAAAAUAUGUACUCUAGUGCCUAGAAAAUGUUGAAAUUUAUUCGUGCUAGCUGUUUAUAGCUUUUGGAUAUUUUAGGUCCCACUUAUUUAGGGACACAUUUGAUCCUACACAGAUAUUUACAACUUAUGCUAGCUUGGUGCGUUUUCUAAAUUGAGUCAUGUAGGUAUGUAAAUAAAAAACGUUUUUAAAUGUCGUAAAAACUUCAUCCGUCCAUCCGCCAUUGCCACGUCGGCACGCUUAGCCUGAUGCAAUUAAUCACGUGUAAGUACAUGAUAAAUUAUAAGAAAAAAAAACUUGUAUUUUUUCACUUAAAAAAUUCGUGUUAGAUUAAAAUAAAAUUGUAAAUAAAUUGAACAAUUAAAAAGAAAUCUCAAUGUCGCAUUUUAAAAAUAAUAGAAAACUAAUUUGAUGGUAAUGAUAAUACAAUUUGCAGUUAUGAUUAGCUUUGCUUACUAUUGUAAGCAAAUCGGCCUACACGAUGUCAUAAGAAUAGGAAUGAUCGUGAUUAAUUUAGCAAUAAAAAUGCUGGUUCGCA
Molecule: messenger RNA, 3581 nt
Organism: Spodoptera frugiperda (fall armyworm)
Lineage: Eukaryota; Metazoa; Arthropoda; Insecta; Lepidoptera; Noctuidae
Gene: tadr
Exons: 13
Coding region: 284-2302 (672 amino acids)
Biological process (GO): amino acid transport
Cellular component (GO): plasma membrane
Molecular function (GO): amino acid transmembrane transporter activity
Source: RefSeq, a predicted model, not a curated record